Clavispora lusitaniae ATCC 42720 is the source of this 1962-nucleotide messenger RNA. RefSeq names its product glycine--tRNA ligase (gene GRS1). Gene Ontology annotation, cellular component: cytoplasm; mitochondrion. Gene Ontology annotation, molecular function: glycine-tRNA ligase activity; ATP binding. NCBI's taxonomy places the organism in Eukaryota, Fungi, Ascomycota, Pichiomycetes, Serinales, Metschnikowiaceae. The record is from RefSeq and is a predicted model, not a curated record. Gene Ontology annotation, biological process: mitochondrial glycyl-tRNA aminoacylation.
AUGUCGACCAGAACAACUGUUCCCUUCUCCAGAGAAACUUUGGAGCAGGUUUUGAAGAGAAGAUUUUUCUUUGCGCCCUCGUUCGAAAUCUACGGCGGAGUGUCGGGCUUGUACGAUUAUGGUCCACCAGGCUGUGCUUUCCAGGCCAAUGUUGUUGACACGUGGAGAAAGCACUUCAUUUUGGAAGAGGACAUGUUGGAGGUGGACUGUACCAUGUUGACUCCCCACGAGGUGUUGAAGACUUCUGGCCAUGUGGACAAGUUUGCCGACUGGAUGUGCAGAGACUUGAAGACCGGAGAGAUUUUCCGUGCCGACCACUUGGUUGAGGAAGUAUUGGAAGCGAGAUUGAAGGGCGACAAGGCUGCCAGAGGACAGGCGGUGACCGAGGAGGAGGACGAAGACAAGAAGAAGAGAAAGAAGAAGGUGAAGGAAAUCAAGAACAUCAAGUUGGACGACGAAGUGGUCAAGGAAUACGAGACUGUUUUGAACCAGAUCGACGGCUUUUCCGGCCCACAAUUGGGCGAGUUGAUCACCAAGUACAACAUCACCAACCCAGCUACUGGCGGCCCAUUGGAGCCUCCAGUGGAAUUCAACUUGAUGUUCGAGACCGCCAUCGGUCCUUCUGGCCAAUUGAAGGGAUACUUGCGUCCUGAAACGGCGCAAGGUCAAUUUUUGAACUUCUCCAAGUUGUUGGAGUGCAACAACGAAAAGAUGCCUUUUGCUUCUGCGUCGAUUGGAAAGUCCUUCAGAAACGAAAUCUCGCCCCGUGCGGGCUUGUUGCGUGUCCGUGAGUUUUUGAUGGCCGAAAUCGAGCACUUUGUGGACCCAGAAAACAAGAACCACCCAAGAUUUGCCGAGGUGGAAAAUACCAAAUUGCGUUUCUUGCCUAAAUCCGUGCAAGAGGCUGGCUCUAACGAGUUGGUGGAGAAAACCAUCGGCGAAGCUGUGUCUUCGGGCAUGGUCGACAACCAGACUUUGGGUUACUUCAUUGCACGUAUCUACCACUUCUUGCUCAAGAUCGGUGUGGACCCACAACGUUUGCGUUUCAGACAGCAUUUGUCCAACGAAAUGGCCCACUAUGCCUCUGACUGUUGGGAUGCCGAAUUGCACACCUCUUACGGUUGGAUUGAGUGUGUUGGAUGUGCCGACAGAUCUGCUUACGACUUGAGUGUCCAUGCUGCUCGUACCAACGAGAAAUUGGUUGUUAGACAAGCAUUACCUGAGCCAGUGACUGUGGAGAAAUUUGAGGUUGACAUUGACAAGAAGAAGUUUGGCCCUAAGUUUAGAAAGGACGCUGGUGCCGUGACCAAAUACUUGGAAGAGAGAACCCAAUGCGAAUUGGAAGAUUUGGCCCAGGAAUUGUCUGCCAACGGUAAAAUCGUUGUGCAAGUCAAGGGCAUCGAAGGUGAUGUGGAAAUUGGCUCUGAUCUUGUGAAGAUCGCCAAGGUCAAGAGAACGGAACACGUCCGCGAGUUCACACCUAAUGUCAUUGAGCCUUCUUUCGGUAUCGGCCGUAUUCUCUACUCUAUCUUCGAGCACCAGUUCUGGUCCAGACCCGAAGACAAGGACAGAUCCGUUUUGUCCUUACCUCCUUUGGUCGCUCCUACCAAGGUUUUGGUCGUUCCAUUGUCUUCGCACGCCGACUUGUUGCCUCUUGUCAAGAAAAUCUCCGCCGUCUUGAGAAAAGAGCAGAUUCCAUUCAAGGUGGACGACUCUUCCGCCUCUAUUGGUAAGAGAUACGCCAGAAACGAUGAGUUGGGUACGCCUUUCGGUAUCACCAUCGACUUUGACACUGCCAAGGACGGUUCUGUCACCUUGAGAGAAAGAGACUCCACUAAGCAAGUGAGAGGUUCUGUUGAAGAUAUUGUGCGUGCCGUGAAGGAAAUCACUUACGGUGGUGUUUCUUGGGCUGAGGGUACUUCUAAACUUACUCCUUUCGAGACCCAGUCUGAGGAGGCUUAA